CUAGAUAUUCAUAAUGGGUCUUUUAUUUCUUUUCUUCAAAUAGAAUAAAGAAGAUCAAAUAACCCAGCUAUAUAAAUUACGAUUCCUCACCCCGUGGGGCCAGUAUUAUAUUAUUAUUCUGGGUGUACAGAGAUAAAAAGCAGCUGGUAUUCUCCGAUCCCGUGUAAAUUAUUUAAUAUCAUUAUUUAAUAGUUCGUAAAUAAGAAAACAAUACCUACGUUAAGAGAAAAAAUGUACCCAAAUAUACAUUGGCAUUUCAUAUUUAUGGCGUUUACAAUAUAUUUCAACGAAUUAACGGCUUCUGAGAUAUUUUUUUCAAGUCUGGACCAAGAAAAAGGCAAGAAGUUUAGUAUUCCGCAAAUGGCAGUAUUGAAGACUCGAAGCAGGAUAGAAUGCACUAAACUAUGCCAUAAUAUGGACACCUGUAAGUCAGUGAAUUUUUUAAAAUCUACCAAGACAUGUGAGAUCCUGGAUAGAAUUCCUGUGGAUUUGAAUACUCUUACAACAGAUACCGAGUCUCAGUAUUUAGAAAAGAGUGCUCAGCCAUUAUUGGGACUAACUACUGCGAACUAUGACUUCCACGCUACAUUUUUGGCCAUCUAUAUAGCUGUAGAAGGAGGAAUAACGGCAAAAAGGUUAUUAUUUAACAAUUCCUAUUAUUUGUUUUCCAUUGAGGACGCUGGUACUACAAAAACAAAGUCUCAUUCUAUUUAUAGUAACUUGAAAAAUGUCGCACUCUUGGAGGAUAAACUGACAUCUUUUGCAAUGGAAGAUAUGGAUAAUCUAUUAGCUAUGUACAGCGCAACUCCUCUUACUGGUUUUCCAAAAGCCACCAGCGCCAUAUUUGGUCCUGAUCCUGCUCAAGCCUUUAUCGCUAAACUUGGUACUGAUGGAUUUUAUGCGUUUACGUAUGAUAAAGUUAUGGAAUUUUCGCUUAUGAGACCUGCCACGCUUACUCUAGACUCUAUAUUUCAUCUUGAUGACGAGAGCACGGAUAACUUAUGGAGAAAUGCCCCAAAGGGUGUUAUCGCAGCAGCUUGGAUUCACCCUAAAUCUAGUUCGCCUGCAACCAAAGCGUUCCUAGCAACCAACACUUAUUACGCUAUUUUUGAUACAGUAACUAAAACAAUAAUAAAACGGGAUCAAUUAGUGUAGAAUCCAGUUCUGUUAAAAAUUGGAUGUCACUCACCUCUAAAACUGUUUAAUGGAUCUUGUUGGGCGAUUAGUUUGCGGGGGAAAAUGUUGAUUUAUAUUUGCCGUUACUGAUGAUACACUAGAUCAUCUGGCCAGUUUUUACCAAAUGAAGCGGACUCUCUGGAUAACAUUUUAUCUGCCAAAAAUGAGAAAAAUAGAACUAAGAUUUACAAAAGCAAGUGUUAUUAUAAUAACUGUAUCUUAUUUUGAAACAUUUGUUAGUUUAAAAGAAAAAAUAUUAACAGCUAAAUAGUCCAAAAACUUGUAUAUUACCUAUAGGUAAACACAUUAAUAUCACAAGUGGACAUAUUUAUGUGUAUUUAACAUGGUGUUGUAUGAUAUUGUAUUUGUAAAAAGGGGAACAUUUUUCGGGACCAGGAACUGGGCCCCAAGAGCUACUCAUCUUCUUAUUGUUCUUGUUCUUCUUGUGCUUGGGCUUAGACGCUCUUCGACAAAAAGCCGAAGUCUCCGCCAAUUCAAGUACGACCGAAAAUGAACUUGCCAUGCUGAUUCCUUGUACAAUUGCGCAAAAGCCUAUGUCUCUGUCAAAUCAAGUACGGCCGACAAUGAACUUGCCAUGCUGAUUCCUUGUACAAUUGCGCAUCGAUUGACCGAAUUCCAUGUUUGAUAUGAGGUGGUGGCGGUGACCCCAGCUUCGCUCGCACAUUUUCUCUAAGUAUUCCCAUAGCGUAUUUAUUACUUAACACAACCACAUUAACAAAGAAGUAUAGAUAUCUUCAUGUGUUUUUAACAUGCUGUUAUAUGUAUUGUAUUUGUAAAAAGUUAACGAUUAAAAAUCAGUUCAAAGGGUAUUAUUUUUUCUAAGUAUUCCGUAAUCUUGUAUAGGCAAACACAUUAACAUGACAAUUAAACAUAUUUCUGUGUAUUUAACAUGGUAUUGAUUUAUUGUUAUGCACUCGUAUUUGAGAAAUUUGUCCAAAAAAACAAAAACAAAACCCUUAUGAGUAGAAAUGAUAAUAAAAUAGUAUCAUAUUAACUUGAA
This is a messenger RNA of Patella vulgata (common limpet), 2197 nucleotides long. RefSeq lists its product as uncharacterized. The record is from RefSeq and is a predicted model, not a curated record. The transcript is spliced from 3 exons. Lineage: Eukaryota; Metazoa; Mollusca; Gastropoda; Patellidae. The coding region runs from base 232 to 1155 and encodes 307 amino acids.